Molecule: messenger RNA, 1519 nt
Organism: Betta splendens (Siamese fighting fish)
Lineage: Eukaryota; Metazoa; Chordata; Actinopteri; Anabantiformes; Osphronemidae
Gene: asf1bb
Product: anti-silencing function 1Bb histone chaperone
Exons: 4
Coding region: 213-812 (199 amino acids)
Biological process (GO): DNA replication-dependent chromatin assembly
Cellular component (GO): nucleus
Molecular function (GO): histone binding
Source: RefSeq, a predicted model, not a curated record
AAGAAGGAACGAGCCAUACAUCCGCCUUUGGCACAGCAUCCUUCGGUUAAGAUUGGUGUUAUUAGAUAUAUAACAUAACAAUAACAAAAACACACUUAACAGUCAAGCAAAGUACCUUCUAAGCGAGAGAAAAACACCGGAAAAUUCAACGACAUUCGCUUAAGAAAGACGGUAAUUAGUCAUUCAGAUUGAGGCUUCUUGAAAAUAACGCUAUGGCUAAGGUGCAAGUGUUGAAUGUCGCUGUACUGGACAACCCGAGUCCGUUUGGAAAUCCGUUCCAGUUUGAAAUAACGUUUGAGUGCAUGGAAGAUUUGCCGGAAGAUCUGGAGUGGAAGAUUAUCUAUGUGGGCUCAGCUGAGAGCGAGGAAUACGACCAGGUGCUGGACUCCGUACUAGUUGGGCCAGUACCAGCUGGGAGGCACAUGUUUGUGUUUCAGGCUGAUGCUCCAAACACAGGUCUGAUUCCAGAGAGUGAUGCUGUAGGAGUGACUGUAGUCCUUAUAACCUGCACCUACCAUGGACAAGAGUUUAUUCGCAUUGGCUACUAUGUCAACAACGAAUACACUAACAUUGAACUACGGGAAAACCCUCCUCUGAAACCACACUAUUGUCAGCUUCAAAGGAAUAUUUUAGCCUCUAACCCCCGUGUCACCCGCUUCCAUAUUAAUUGGGAGGGCUUGGCAGAGAAGAUGGAGGACUGCGAGAACAUUGACCCAUCCCCAAACAUUGGCAGCAUGCUGCCUCCACUCUCUAUACCAGGAAAGAUGCCACCUCUUGGUUCCAUCCCAGACAACUCCAUGGACUGCAUGUAAGAAUCACCAGAUUGCCCCACUGGACAGAAGCCCCUUUUUAUCUGUACGCCGACUCACAUCUUAACCUCGCAUUUGGAUAACAAGGUCUUGGAAAUAACAAUAUGUGUAUAUUGACUGGACAUUAGGAGGAUGUCUGGACAUGCCAACAGGAACACUUUUAUACGACUUACAAAAUGGGAUGAAGCUGAAAUGUUUAACAGUGUUUUGCUCCACUGAGCUUUGUUUCACUUCGUACAGCUCUACAUGACCAACACCUGCUUUGCUUUACUGUAUUUUUGUCUUUAGUUAGGUCAAUACUGAGCCAGAGAAAUUGUGAUUGUCAUCAGAGUGAAACAAUCAAAGCACAGUAUUUUAAUGUUCAUAAAGUCCUGGCAGUUACAAGUCAUAUUGGUGCAGUAUGUUUGGAGUUCAGAUUGGGCUUUUUAUCUUGUUAGCCUAUUAUGAGAAGUAGUAGUAGGCGAUAAGAGCCUUCAGUUAUCCACUAAAUGUGCUUGUUUUAAACAGGCCAAUGUUCAGAUAUAUUAAAAAGAACAUAAAAGCACAAUGUGUCUGUAAAAUUGCAGAAGUAGGUACAGAUGCCCUAUUGCAGUUGAGAGUUUACAGAGCGCUUAUUCCUUCUUUAGUGGGAAGCCAUAUAUUUCAUUUAUACUUGCUUUAUAUUAUCCUCCUAUUUGUAACAGUUAAUAAAAUGUGUUUUAUGUUUUGCA